This is a messenger RNA of Ictalurus furcatus (blue catfish), 1859 nucleotides long. RefSeq names its product high mobility group AT-hook 1b (gene hmga1b). The record is from RefSeq and is a predicted model, not a curated record. The coding region runs from base 238 to 516 and encodes 92 amino acids. Gene Ontology annotation, cellular component: nucleus; chromatin. The transcript has 5 exons. Lineage: Eukaryota; Metazoa; Chordata; Actinopteri; Siluriformes; Ictaluridae. Gene Ontology annotation, biological process: regulation of DNA-templated transcription. Gene Ontology annotation, molecular function: DNA binding; transcription coregulator activity.
CUCUCAGCCUGAGACUCCUGCUGGCGCGCGUGCGCUGGAAGCCCCGCCCCUUUAUAGUCUCUCAGUCUGAGAUUCCUGCUGGCGCGCGAUUGGUUUAUUAUUGUAAUAGCGCUUAUUCGCCGUAUGCACGCGCUUCUAAAAAAAAAAAAAAAAAAAAAAAAAAAAAAAAACCAACUCGCCCCAGGCAGCAAAUACACAGCGGAUUUCCUCCAUUUACGCAUGCGGUGACGCUGGAAAAUGAGUGAUUCCGAGAAGCAGACUAUUUCUGUGAAGGAAAAGGACGGAGUGGAGAAGAGGGGACGAGGAAGACCGAGAAAACAUCCGAAGGAGUCCAGUGGAUCUCCGGUUCCGAAAAGGCCGAGAGGGCGGCCAAAGGGCAGCAAAAAUAAAGGACCUUCCAAGAAAAAAGCGGGAUCAUCUUCAGAAAAGAAGUUAAAGGGGAAGCCCAAGAAGGAGGAAAAAGAGGCAUCCCAGGAGUCCUCUGAGGAAGAAGAGGAUGAAGAUGAGGAACAGUAACUACCUCGUCCUUGGCACUACCUCAUAAUGACACAGCCUGGCACCACUAAUCUACAGCCUCUAACAACAGGAUGUCGUCCGCUCAGCCACCUCUGUGGGACUGACAUAAUUAUCAUGUCUAUAACAAUCUGUUACAUGUUAAAAAGAAAAAAAGUGGAAUAAUUUUAGAAUCUGUGAAUUAGGCUGCAUAUAAGUGUUUAGUCCAUUAAUGGUGCUUACUUGGUGCUUUUCUAUUUUUUUGUUUCGGUUUGCUUUUUAUGUACUUUGUGACGUGGAAGGUCAGGGGGGAUAUAGAAUUAGAAGAAAUCUGUUCUGACUGUGUUGUGUAGUGGUCCUAUAGUUUUAGUGUAGGGCUUUCUGCUUAACUGCAGCUGAAUUUUUUUAUUUUUUUUUUUAAUUUUUUUUUUAUUAUUUUUUUUUUAUAUAAAAACACCCCCUGCACUGACUAGAUUUUAUCUUAUUAGAUUGCCUUUAUUAUACAUGUUGAUGUGUGAAGGCUAGGUGAGUGUAUUUUGCAAGAUAAACAGAUAAACAUUUAGAUGAAUUUGAAUACACAAUUUUCAGUCUUUCUCACUCUGGUGUAAUAGUUGAGUAGCUGAUAUAGAUGUCUGAUUCUCAUUGCAAGUACAUUCCAGUAGCAAUUUUAACACACUUGUGACUAAUUUAUUGUGGACUGUUCCUCAUACAUCUUUUCGUUAUUUCGUUAUUGACAGUCUUGCCUCUUUUUUAUGUAACUUUUACCAACAGGUCACUUUUCUAGGUCAAAGAAAAGUACACACAGGCAGACAAGUCUUUAUCUCUGGUCAGCAUUAAACAAAAGAAGAUACUUUACAGUUGUACAUUUAAGGAUCCACCUGAAUACUUCUGGGAGUUUACAGAGAACACCUGUGAAAUAAUGCACAUUUGAGCAGCUAUACCUCAGUACCGUGGCUUGUGCUUGUAACAGGUUUGCAUAUAUUGUCCGAUCAGAUGACAUGAGACUGUCAUUUGGAUUACUUUAGUCGGAAUAACUUUUUACUCUGCAUCACCCAUCCCAUCUGUCCACAUUCUCUGAACCAUAGCAACAAUAUGCAUCAGCCACCUCAGGAAUUACAGUACAGGCGACCGACCAAGUAGUGUUCAGAUAUCACUGAUAACUUCUGUAUAGAAGGUGUUCAUCAUUUCUGUGGAAAACAACCUUUGCUCUGUACCUAUUUUUAACGCAGCUGAGGAAUUGUCUACAAGCUCUUUUAGGCUUAUACCACGUUUGUUGAUGCCGCAAAUACCUAUUUAUUUCACGUUUAAUUGAGAAUUCAGUUGUAUCUGUGUAGCAUGUUGUGUUGUUAAUAAAGUAUACUUUCUCA